Molecule: messenger RNA, 954 nt
Organism: Plasmodium vinckei vinckei
Lineage: Eukaryota; Apicomplexa; Aconoidasida; Haemosporida; Plasmodiidae
Product: PIR protein CIR protein
Exons: 3
Coding region: 1-954 (317 amino acids)
Source: RefSeq, a predicted model, not a curated record
AUGGCAGAGUCAAGUGAUAAUCUUAAGGAUGUGUAUAAAGAUAUUUUUACGAUAAAUGACUAUUUUUAUGUGACGGAUAAAGGUCAUUUUAGAGUUGAUACAAAAUACGUAGAAUUAAUCGACGAAUAUUGUCAUUACGAGAAUAAUUCAGGAAAUUACAAAUGUGAUGAUUAUUUUCUAUGGGCUAGCUGUAGUUUUAUUUAUUUGCUAAAAAAUUUUAAGAAGUAUGGUUUAGAAUAUGAUAAAUUUGCCGAAUACGCUAUUUUAUGGUUAAGUUAUAAACUAAAUACAGUGCAAGAUAAAUGUGAUAUGAAUUUAAAUAAUUUUUAUACUAAUCAUAUAGAAAAAAAUGAGUAUUAUAAUAAUAUAAUAAAAGAUGAUGAUACUACGACUUAUAUGAAAAUUAUAGAUAAAAUAAAAGAUUUGAUGGAUAUUAAAGAAAUAUCUAAAUUUAAUGAUCCAUUUAGUAUAUUAUUUUAUUUGUAUAAUGCAUUUCAUGAUGAACAUGUGAAUUGCACAAACCUUUCGAAAAAAGCUAAUCAAUUUGCUCAAUAUUUUGAAACAGUCAAUAAUGAUUCUAAUAAUAUAAAAGACAGUCCAUUUAGUCAAAUAUUGUCUACAUUAUCAAAUGAUUAUAACAAUUUAAAAAAUAAUUAUGGUAAUAGUAAAUGCCCCGAUUUUAAAUCACGUCCAGAAUUAACCCCCAAAAAAAUUCCUGUAAGAAAUUCUGGAAUAGAUUCUGGACAAACAUUGGGACAGACUCCUGAAGGUACAUCAUCAAGUCCAUCGAUAUUAAACACAGUAAUUCCAGGUUUAUCAACAUUUUUUGUAAUACCAGUUUUCUUGGGAGUUGCUUAUAAGUAUUCAUUAUUUGGAAUUGAUAAACUAUUUCAAAGACAAUAUAUAAAAAAAAAAUUAAAAAAAAUAAAGAAAAAAAUGAAACAUAAUAUAUGA